UUCACGUUGUCUUUGAUACAGUUUGAGCUCUACAAUAGUAGUUGCAUACUACUUGCAUUGCAUUUCAUUUUUCUAACAUGUCGACCAUCAUCCAGAUGGAAACGUUCCAAACGCUUUUGACUGAACGUUUUAACAAUUUCGCCAAUGUCAUAUUUAAAGAUGUGACGCUUAUGAUAAAAGCCUACCAAGAGGAGAACGACCGUCUGCGGUCCUUACUGAACGAUGCAACAACCUCCUUGAGGAAUUCAGCCAAAAUCGAUCACAAUAUAUCGGCUGGACCGACAAUGGGCGUCAAACAGCAACCACCGGAUUUGAACAUUCCUGGCGUGGAGACGGGAGCAGCGGACUUUGCCAAAAGGCCUAAAAUGGAGCAUACUAAAGUUAAAACACCGGCUCAUGUGAAGGAAGAAGAGAAUAGUAAUGUUUUGCAGCAAUUUGACAAUACAACAAAGGAAGAACCACUGGAAGCACCUGUGUCAUUUGCAAAGGAAGGGCCAGAGCCAUUGGCUGCACUGGAAGUACCUGUGUCAUCUGCAGAGGAAGUGCCAGAGCCAUUGGCUGCUACGACUGCAGUGGAGCAAACGGGUCCAUCACAGCCAUCUGCAUUUGCAGGAUCUGUGCAAAAAAUGGAAGCCUCUUUGAUAAUUGCUGUGAGUGACCAUCCUGUCCUUUACGACACGACGUUGCCGACAUAUAAAGACCGGAACAAGAAGGACGCUGCCUGGAGGGAAAUAAGCGUCGCGCUCAAUGUUUCUGCGGAUACGUGUCGGCGCAAAUGGAAGAACCUGCGGGACACGUACCUCAGGAACAAAAGAAUAAGGAGGGAGGGAGAAAGGAGCGGAUCAGCGGCUGGUUCGGCGUCGACGUGGAAACACACAACAGUGAUGGCGUUCCUUGAUAAAUUUGUAGCAUCGAGAAAGACCUCUACCAAUUUCGACAUGAGCCAAGACGAACAUCAGAGUUUGAUUGGGGACCCCACUCCUGGCAUAGAGCCUAUCUGUCGAGCAACUACACCCUCAAUGGACUCGCCUCCUGGACCACCUGCCUUGGGAAGCACAGAAAUCACGCUGACAGACUGCACACCAGCCAUGGGUCACAUCGCAGAAACGCCAGCCGUUGAGCUCUGUGCUACUCCCCCUCCACAGUUAGCUGAGGACCCCUCCAAUUUCACCCCGGCAGUCACACCACAAAGGCCGCGUGGUAAAAAGCGAAAGGACUCUGUGGGAGACCUGGAGAAUGAGAUUCUCCAAGCCAUCAAAUUCCACGGAAACAAUUCACCAACCCACAAAAUAAGCCACUGUCUUCUGGAAAUACAAGAGCGUAUCGAACCACUUCCAAAGAUGAAGCAGCAAGAGCUUCAAUUAAAGUUGCAUCAGCUCGCAUUUGAGUUUGUGAGGGCACACAGAAGCUCUGAAUAGUUGAUAUUUUCUUUAAAUUUUUUACUGUGAAUUUUUUCUUCGCGUACAACUAUUGUACUUUGUGUAUUUUGCAUUGGGGGAUUAAAGUUUAUUUAGUACCAAAUUGAUCUCUUGCAGUCU
This is a messenger RNA of Corythoichthys intestinalis (scribbled pipefish), 1538 nucleotides long. RefSeq lists its product as uncharacterized. Gene Ontology annotation, biological process: regulation of transcription by RNA polymerase II. The transcript has 5 exons. Gene Ontology annotation, cellular component: transcription regulator complex; nucleus. Bases 78 to 1418 code for a protein of 446 amino acids. Lineage: Eukaryota; Metazoa; Chordata; Actinopteri; Syngnathiformes; Syngnathidae. The record is from RefSeq and is a predicted model, not a curated record.